AUGCCCGCAGAUCAAAACAAUCAGUCGCCCCCGCCUGAUGGAAUGGAAUGGGAAAGGACUACCCCACCCGAGUCCCAGCUUUCGCACCUUCCACGGGAACUAAUCCAUCUCAUUGCCAGCAAUCUUGACGUCGCGGACCUGAACUGUUUCGCCCGUUCAUCAACCUAUCUUAAUGACCUCUUGUCGCCUUCUCUCUACCGGAUUGGCGCAACAUACAUACGAAAUGACACGGACGCAACAGCGCUGAUAUGGGCCGUCAGGAAUGGUCUCAAUGUAGCCGUGGAGCGCCUGUUGCUGAAUGGUGCUGAUCCCUACAUUUUGACUCCUCGGCGAUCGAACAACGGUUCGUCGACUGCCUUCCACGCAGCUGUCCGCCGCCGCAAUACCGAAGCGCUCUCACUUCUACUCCAAGUCGGUCCCUGUCCCUCGACCAUUGAUACGUCCGGAAAAACGCCGCUUCAAAUCGCUUGUUUCCCCGGCGGUCUCGGCAUGGUCCGUAUGAUCCUAGCUGCUGCACCGGAAAACUGGGUGGAUUACAACCGCGACUGGUAUUACAGUAUGUCGAUCGCCGUUACCAAGAACUGUGAAGAUAUUGCCCGGUGUCUUUUGGAAGCUGGACGCCGGACAAACCCGACCCCUGCCCGGGCGCUGAAGCCUGAGCUUAUUAUCCAUGCCACAAGAAAGGGUCACUUGGGCAUGGUGCAGUUACUUGCUGAGUUUGGAUGGAAUGACUGGGGACUUGUGAGCCAUGAGACAAAAUUUAUCACGCCUCUACAUCUUGCCGCAAAAAAGGGACAUGCGGAUCUCGCCGAGCUGCUGAUUUCCUACGGAGCCGACGUCAAUGCUGGGGAUAGUGAGGGUUUGACCCCUUUAUGGGAGGCCGUGGUGCGCGCGAGGUCCGCAACUGUUGACGUGCUCCUUAAAGCUGGGGCUGAUGCCAAUGCCAUCUUCCCGGAUGGCAACAAGGGGUCGCGAACUCUGCUACACAUAUCCGCCAUCAAUGGAGUUGUAGCCAUUGCACAUUUACUACUCAGUGCUGGAGCUCGGGUAAAUGAUGUUACCAGAUACAAAUGUAGUGCUCUGAAUUAUGCGGCUGUCAGAGGCCACCUUUCUGUUGUUGAGCUUCUGCUUGAUUGGGGCUGCGAUAUGAAUGCUAUUAAAGACUACGGAUACACCCCUUUGGCUCAAGCCGUCGCCGGAGGACACGACAGAAUAGUCGCCCUCUUACUCUCCCGCGGCGCUCAUGUCGACGCCAAAGAAGACGCGCUCAACCCCCUGACCGCCGCAGCCAUACACAAGCGUGUCAGUCUAAUUCAACCUCUUGUCAACGCAGGAUUCAUGGUCAACCCUGGCCCCUCAUUCAAGCAAGAGAAACCUCCGGUUUUCCACACGACUGACCUAGCGGUAAUCAAAGAAUUUAUCCGCUGUGGCGCAAACGUCCGCAUCUUGAUGGAAGAUGGUUCAUCCAUACUACACCAUGUCGCGAAGAAAGCGGACCCUGAAACUAUUCAGUUUCUGAUUGACCAAGGAGCGGACAUUAAUGCUUUCGGACCCAACAAAGAGACCGCCCUGCAUGUAGCAGUGGCAAACGAAGACCGGAUGUUAUUCAAAAGGUGCAAAGUCCUCGUGUUGGCAGGGAUCGACCUAGACGCCCGCAACGCAGACGGGGAGACUGCCAUCCACUAUGCCAUCCGCCAUGAUCGAUGGGCAUUGGAAGACCUCCUGGAUGCGGGUGCAGAUGCUAAUGUACCGGAUCUGAACGGCACAACACCAUUGCUCUUCGCGGCUUCGAUCGAGGAAAGAUGCUACAUGAUUGAGUGGCUGGUCAAGGCCGGCGCCGAUGUGACAGCCGAAGAUAAGUCUGGUCAGACAGCCCUGCAUUAUUUCGCAGUCUAUCGCAUCGAAGAGGCUUUCGAGAUGCUUCUGCUUAGACAUGAGGCCGUGGGACACAAUUACAUGAAGCCAGAUGCUGAAGGCUUGACGGUCGCGGAUAAAGCUGUUAAAUCCCUAUACCUCCCUAUUUUGACCUUGCUCUAUAAUAGGAAGAUUAACGGGAUGGACGUUUUGGACGCCGAGCAGCGCGUGUUGGUCGAGGACUUGCUGCAAAAGCAAACGGACAAAUGA
Molecule: messenger RNA, 2124 nt
Organism: Aspergillus mulundensis
Lineage: Eukaryota; Fungi; Ascomycota; Eurotiomycetes; Eurotiales; Aspergillaceae
Exons: 1
Coding region: 1-2124 (707 amino acids)
Molecular function (GO): protein binding
Source: RefSeq, a predicted model, not a curated record